Messenger RNA from Eutrema salsugineum, 474 nucleotides. Its product is annotated as heavy metal-associated isoprenylated plant protein 26. Lineage: Eukaryota; Viridiplantae; Streptophyta; Magnoliopsida; Brassicales; Brassicaceae. The record is from RefSeq and is a predicted model, not a curated record. The transcript has 3 exons. Bases 17 to 358 code for a protein of 113 amino acids. Gene Ontology annotation, molecular function: metal ion binding.
UUUGCUCUUUCUUCCAAUGUCGGAAAAGAGGCUAUGUUGUGCUGUGAUGCGGAUUAACUUGGAUUGCAAUGCUUGUUGUAGAAAAGUAAGGAGGAUUGUCAUCAAUAUGAAAGAAGUUGAUACACACAUGAUCGAAAAAAAGGAACGCAGGAUAAUUGUUUGCGGACGAUUUAGACCGUCGGAUGUUGCAGUAAAACUGCAGAAGAAGAUGAAACGGAGGGUUGAGAUUCUCGAAAUUGAAGAUCUCACCGGCGGCCACGGUGGAGAAGCUGAAGGAUACGAGCACGAGCCACCAUAUGAACAGCCGCAAGAAUAUUCCGUACAACCUGAUCACAUGACCACACCAUUGUUGUGUUAGUUCUCUUUAAUUAGUUUGUUCUUUUAUCCUCCAAAAUGUAUAAACAUACAGUAUGUAAAAACCAUCAGAAAAAACAAGUGUAUAUAAUACAUGAUACACGUAUAUCUAGUUUGAUA